Molecule: messenger RNA, 2391 nt
Organism: Mercurialis annua (annual mercury)
Lineage: Eukaryota; Viridiplantae; Streptophyta; Magnoliopsida; Malpighiales; Euphorbiaceae
Product: cationic amino acid transporter 4, vacuolar-like
Exons: 14
Coding region: 164-2089 (641 amino acids)
Biological process (GO): transmembrane transport; amino acid transport
Cellular component (GO): membrane
Molecular function (GO): amino acid transmembrane transporter activity
Source: RefSeq, a predicted model, not a curated record
UAUUUAUUGCGUAUAAUUCAGUUUCAGAUUGUAAAAUUUAUGCAAAUAUCUAAUCAGUAAUGGAUAAUUAACAUCCAACAGCAACAAACAUAUUAUUUUUUCAAUUGGUUUCUGAUUUUUUUUACCUCAAAAAACUGCCUUAAAACAAGGGAAAAUUGUUGAUAUGCAAAACAGUAGUAAUAAUGGCGGUGAUUCUGCUAAGGGAAACAAUUUUUUGGGAUUGAAAAGCUUUAUAAGGAGAAAACAUGUUGAUUCUGUUCUUGUUAAGAGAGAAGGUACUCAGCAGUUGGCUAAGAAGCUAAAUUUUAUUGACCUCAUUGCCAUUGGAGUUGGAGCUACAAUUGGAGCUGGAGUGUAUAUUCUAGUUGGAACUGUUGCUAGAGAGCAAACAGGACCAGCUCUUACUAUUUCAUUCCUUAUAGCUGGACUAGCUGCUGCUCUCUCUGCAUUUUGUUAUGCCGAACUCGCUUGUCGGUGCCCGUCUGCUGGGAGUGCCUAUCAUUACACUUACAUCUGCAUUGGAGAAGGUACUGCCUGGUUAGUUGGUUGGUCAUUGAUUCUUGAAUAUACUAUUGGUGGCUCAGCUAUUGCUCGCGGUCUAACCCCAAAUCUGGCUCUUUUCUUUGGCGGUAUGGAUAAUCUACCUUCUUAUUUGGCUCGCCAUACAAUCCCUGGGCUUGGUGUUGUAGUAGACCCUGCUGCUGCAGUGUUGGUUCUAAUUGUCACUGUACUUCUGUGCAUGGGAAUCAAGGAGAGUUCAUUGGCCCAAGCCGUUGUUACAACAAUUAAUAUUUUUGGGAUGCUUUUCAUUGUAAUAGCUGGUGGAUAUUUAGCUUUCAAGACUGGAUGGGUUGGAUAUGAACUUCCUAGUGGGUAUUUCCCUCUUGGUUUAAAUGGGAUGCUUGCAGGAUCUGGAGUGGUGUUCUUUUCUUUCAUUGGUUUUGAUAUUGUUGCCAGCACAGCUGAAGAGGUGAAAAAUCCUCAGCGAGAUUUGCCUCUGGGUAUAGGAAUUUCUUUGUCUCUAUGUUGCAUUUUGUACAUGCUUGUGUCUAUUGUUAUUGUUGGCUUGGUCCCAUACUUUGCGCUGGAUCCAGAUACACCUAUCUCUUCGGCGUUUGCUUCUCAUGGGAUGCAAUGGGCCGUGUACAUAAUUACCACUGGGGCAGUAACUGCUCUUUGUGCGAGCUUAAUGGGCUCGCUUCUUCCACAGCCCCGGAUGUUUAUGGCAAUGGCUAGAGAUGGAUUGUUGCCAUCAUUUUUCUCAGACAUUAAUGAACACACUCAAGUACCAGUUAAGAGCACAAUAGCAAUCGGUAUUCUAGCUGCAGCCCUGGCCUUUUUUAUGGAUGUUUCACAGUUAGCAGGGAUGGUUAGUGUAGGUACCCUUCUUGCAUUCACUGCUGUUGCUGUUUCAGUCUUGAUACUUAGAUAUGUUCCACCAGACGAGGUCCCCCUCCCAUCUUCAUUUCAUGAGUCAUUUGAUUACAUGCCUCUUCAAUCUAGUGGCAAUAUUCAGGAGGUUGCCAGUCAAGACUCUAAGGAUUCUGUCAUUUACAGUGGAAGCGGUCAGCUUUUUCUUGAUAAAGGAGAAUCAUCAAUUCAACAUCCUCUUCUUCAGAUACACAUAGCUCAAGGUGUACAGAAUCAACUAAAGAGGCGAAAAAUUGCAGCUUGGAGCAUAACAACUAUUUGCAUAGGGGUUCUUAUCCUUACAUCAGCAGCUUCAUUUGAAUUCCUUCCCAGCCUCGUGCGCUUCUCAUUGUGUACAGUGGGUGGAGCGCUUCUCUUGUGUAGUUUGAUUGUUCUAGCUUGCAUAUCUCAGGAUGAUGCAAGACACAGCUUUGGACACUCAGGAGGAUUCAUUUGCCCGUAUGUUCCGUACUUACCUGUUGCUUGCAUUCUUGUGAACACCUACAUAUUAGUUAAUCUGGGUGGCAGUACAUGGAUCCGUGUUCUGGUAUGGCUGCUAGCAGGGGAAUUAGUAUAUUUAUUUUACGGUCAGAAGCACAGUUCACUGCUCGAUUCUGUUUAUGUUUCUGCCGCUUAUGCUGAUGAGAUCUACCGCAGCUCAUCAAACCAUCUUGUGUAGAUAUUAUUUCAAGUCGCUCUAUGUACAUUCAUUUCUGAUCUUCAAGAUGCACUCUGAAUUUAACUAGAGUGUCAUUGGUUAUGACAAAAUUAUUUGACCAAUGAAUCGAAGUCGAUCUCUUGCCUGUAACUUAGCAUACAAGUGGGAGGCAUGCGGCUACUAGUCUUAUAGAAAGUUGUAAAUAAGCUUAUAAAUCCUACAUGUGAAUUGUAUACUAAUAGGUCUACCUCAACAAAAAUUAAAAAAGAACACUUGUUUAUUCUCUCUUUUCAUGGUUCAGUAAGAUGGUAAUGAGGACUUAA